AUGUCCACACUUACCAACAGCGUCAGCAACAACAAUAAUAACAACAACAACAAUAACCACCUCCAGCACCACCACAGCAGUGUUAUCAGCAGCAACAACAACAUUCAGCAGCAGCAACAUUUGUCCUCCCCGCAAGGGACGACGCCAGCAGCAGCCUCCUCAUCACAUCAAGCAUUCCUCAAUUCGGCGCCGUCCGCGUCUAGCAUCAACAAUAACAAUACGACUAGCUCCGACAGCAACAUUAUCAACAACAACCACAACAGCAGCAGCAGCAGCCACCCAACGGCGACUCCGGCCGCGCCUUCCAGUGGUGGCGUCGUCGGUGGCAUCCUUGGCGUGCGGGAAGUCAGCGCGAAGCUGUUUCUCCCGUUCGCCCGCACGAUGAUGUCCUCGUCGUCGUCGUCCUCGCACGCCGCCGCUGCCGCCGCCAACGCCACGGACACAGCCGCCGGCCCGAUGGAUACGACGGCCGGCGGCGUUGGCUCAACGGUGGCGAUGGCCGGUAACGGCGGCACCGGAGGUACGUCGUCGUCGUCGGGACGCCACCAGCACCAGCUGGUCGUGCCGGAAGCACUGAACGUGGUGCUGCACGGUUACCAGCGCAAGCUGAAGACGAACAAGAAGAAGUACUUCGUCGUGUACGGGGACACGCCGGAAAAGUUCGCCCGGCUCGAGUACUUUGACAGUGAGAAAAAGUUCAAGCAAUCGUUCGCGAAGGGUGUCGGUGCGGGUGGUGAGGGUGGCGGCGGCGGUGGGCCGGCCGCGAAGCGGAGCAUCGUGCUGCGGAGCUGCUUCAACAUCAACAAGCGGCACGACACGAAGAAGCACAUCAUCGCCCUGUUCACGAAGGACGACUGCUUCUGCAUCGUGUUCGAGAGCGAGGACGAGCUCAACCGGUGGCUGCGCACGCUGCUGCGGUUGCAGCGCGGCGAGGAGUCGGAAGGCGACCCCCCGAGGCCCACAUUCGAGCACGUUUGGGAUGUGUUCGUGCAGCGGAAGGGGCUCGGCGACAGCUACGGCAUCCUGGGCAACUAUCGGCUUUGCAUCACCGACAAGGUCCUGUCGCUGGUCCGCAUCGGACCAUCGGUGACCGCCACCGGGGACCAGCGCGUCGAGGUGGUCGAGUUCUCGCUCGCAUCGAUACGACGAUGCGGCAACUCUCAGCGCUACUUUUACCUGGAGGUCGGCCGCAGCUCGAAGACCGGUGCCGGUGAGAUUUGGAUGGAAGUGCAGGACUCCAUCAUCGCGCAAAACAUGCACACUACCAUCAUGAAGUCGGCGAAAAAUAAGGACGACAAUCUCGGACCGAUGAUCCGGAUACGGUCGUCGUCGGCGAACGCCGCCUCGAAGCCCACGUCGAUGCUGUUCCGCCGCCAGACGCACACCGGCCAGAAGCCGAUCAACUGUUCGCCGUCGAGCGAAGAGCAAAGCACGCAAAAUGAAAAUUCGGAUGCACAGAAUUCGGAGUCCUCGUCGUCGGCCGCCAGCAUCACCACCGUCGUGCUGGUUGGGCCGCCGUCGGGCGCGACCCCCCGAACCAUGAAACCUCCAAACCUGGACCCCAAUUCGGAAAAACCGCUCGGCAUCACCUCCACCGCUACCUUCUCUUGCUCUUCUACUACCACCGCCACCACCACCUCAACUACUACUAGUUCUACUUCUGCUACUACUACUACUGCUACUACUACUGUCACUACCACUUGCAAUACCGCCACCGCCAUCGCUAGCACUAUGGUCAGCCAGUACGUGGCGCCGUUCGCCGCCUCCUCGACCAGCUCCCUGGCGUCCCCGCCGUCCUGCUACUCGCCGGUGGUGGUGGUCGCGGGACGCCAGACGUCCACUGGCGGUGGCGGAGCCCUGCACAGCAGCAGCUCGUCGGUCGCCAGCCUUGGUUCCGGUUCGCCGUCCUCCUUCUCCGACGCCUACAUUCCUCUGAUUCCUGGCACCUCGAGUCCCAUGCUUGGCUCCGCUGCUGCUGCCGGUGGCGGGGCGUCAGUGUCCCUGUCGGGACGCGGUGGUCUGUCCGGAUCGCCCCGGCUCGGCGUGACCGCUCACUCGCCGAGCGGCCCGAGCACCUAUCGACGGGCUUCGUUCGCGAAGCUUCCGCCGGAGGCUGGUGGCGGUGGCGGCGCACUGUCGGCGCAGCAGCGCCACUACCAUCACCAUCACCCCCCUCACCAUGCACUGGGCUCGUACGCCCUUCCUCCCACCGCCGGCCACUUCCAUCCGCACCAUCACGGCCAUCAGCACCACCCGGGGCUCGGUGCCCAACUCCCGUCGGCGGUGGCGGCGGCCGGACCCCCAGCAGGUACCAGCACCGGCCACCACCACCACCCCCACACGGGUUUCAGUAGCACCAGUAGCAGCACCAUCGUGGCCGCCGCCGUCACCACCGAGGCGUCGUCGUCGCCGUCGACGUCGUCGUCCUCGUCCUCGUCGACUGACCAUGUUACUACAUCCGCAUCCAUCUCCGCCGGGGUAUUCCAUCAAAGGGCUUUAUCAUUGCCAAGCGCUCCCAUGUUAGGCCAUUCUCCCCAUAGCGUUGCGAACCAUUUGAGUGCGAUCCAUGCGAGUAGUAGUGCCCGGUCUUCCUCCCAGAACAGCGUCUCGGCCGGUUGCGGUGGUGCUGCUGGUGGUGGUGUGGUCGUCGUUGGCGGAAGCCCGCAAGGAUUGACUGGCGGCGUCGGCGGUGGCCGAAUGGGCACGAUCCAACCCGUACACCAUCGGACCCGGUCACUGCCCCUUACGGAGGAGUCGGCAAUCCGCGUCACCAGCAUGACGUCCGGCCAUCAUCUGCAGCAUCUGCAGUACUACACGCAAGGCGCGAGCAACACGACGUCCCACCGGAGGUCCUCGUCCUAUCUGCUGUCCCCGGCGAACCUGCACGUCGUUCCCGCGAACGGUGGCUGUUCGCCACCACCGCUGUUGUCCACCUCGCUCCAUUACCAGUGCCAGGAGGCCCCUCCGAUGUCGAACGGUGGUGGUCCGGGAACGGAGUCACCGUCAUUCGCCUCGCUGGUACCAUCCCGCAGCUCGAUGGAGAGCAUCAUCGAGGAUCAGCGAGGAUACCUGCCGAUGGACCUGAAGAAGCCCCCCCAAGUGACGACCGAGUCAAACGAUGGUGGUGGCCACCACCAGAUGCAGCUGAUCAGUCGCCUGUUGCGCAGCAGCAACCUUCAGUUCGCUACGGCCCCGUCGUCGUCAUCGCCCGGUCAGCAGCAGAAGCUCAAGAUGACCCUGCAAGCGACCGCGUCCUCCGGUUCACCGUCGUCGUCGUCGUCGUCCUUCUCGUCCCCCACGCACCACCACCAUCACCAGCACGGCAACGGCGGCAGCAGCAGUGGAGGCACCGGCAACGGCACCAACAACCACAACAGCAGCAACAGUGGCGGCGCCCCCGGUAGUUGUAGUAGUCCCUCACAGUGCAGUAGCAGUAGCAAUUGCAAUCACGCUAGUAGCCAUAAGAGCACGAACGAACGUUCCUCGCCCGCGGCGCUGCGGCGCCUGAACGGUGGUGGCCGCACUGCUGGCACCAGCAGUAGUACGAUCAGCAGGAGUAUCGCCAUUGCGCGCGAACGUUGCGACAGUCUUCCAUCGCGUAACCGCACGACCAGCGAAACGAUGCCGCAUCAGCAGCAGCUGCAACACCAGCUUCAGCAGCAGCAGCAGCAGCAACAGCAACAGCAGUACCACCAGCAGCUGAUCCUGAACAGUGGCGGUAUGCCACCGCCCCGGAUGAUCCCCAGCAAUCGGCCGCAUUCGAUGCACAUCAGCAGCAGCUGCCACAGCCACAGUCCGCCGGUCAACUCGUCGCCACUCAGCCCACCGCCUCAACCCGGAGGCGGCGGCGGCGGCAGCGGCGCCUACUCGACCGGAAGUGACGGUUCGUCGCUCAGCAUCGACGAGUCGACGGACAGCUUCAUCACCGGGUCGCUCACCCCGGACGAGGGCAAUGGCUUUUCUAAGGUCAUUAAUCAACUCAAUUCCGGCGGCUCGAUACCGGAGGAAAACUCGGAAGAGUUCAUCAAGGACUACAGCCAUAUCGAUCUGCGGACCGGUGCGGGAUUGCCGCAUCACCUCCACCACCACGGCCAUCACCACCAUAAUUCCCUCUCGCUUCCCAUACCGCAGGGCAUGAUGGGGCGCCGCGGCGGCAGUCCGGCUCCACCGUCGACGGUCGGUUCCAUGGAAGGUGGCAGCAGCGCUUACAUGGAGAUGUGCAGCCCGAGCGGCAGCUCCCCGGGCGACCCGUCCGGCAGCUGCUACAUGGCGAUGUCCCCGGUGGCCGACUAUUCGCGCGGUUUGUGUAGCAGCUCGAGUGCCCACAGCCGGGCGUCCAGCUUGGCGGAGGACCUCGUCGACGGGUACGUCCCGAUGAGCAUGCCCCGUGGGGCGUCCUCCGCGGUACCCACCGUGCUGCAGCCAUCGGAGGAGUACCUCAGCAUGGACCUCACGCUGAACGGAGGGGUUUCUGGCCCGAACACGCUCACUAAUCGGCUCACGGGCACCGUUGGCGGCGGAAUGUCGUCGGCCGCGUCGAGCUGCAGCAUCACCUCCGGCACACCGUCAACCGAUUUGCGGCUGUCGCUGGAGAAGGUACCGGCCUACAUCGGCCAGUCCGGACCGGACGAUUGCGAUAUGAUGCUGAACGAUCGGCCCCACCGAACGUACUCGGUCGGCAGCCGGCCGGAGCACAACAAGCGCAAGCUGCGCCUCGACAUACUCAGCACCGGCGACGGUGGCGGCAACGGGGGCAAUGGCGGAGGGUCGGCCAAUUCACGAGUGCGAGCGUUCUCGGUGGGAUCGCGUGCCAAAGUGCCCCGCUCGGACGGGGGCCGCAUCGGGGGGUACGGCGCCGGGACGGCGAUCAUCGUGCCGUUCCUGUCCGCCAACGAGAGCAACAACAACAGCAACAGCAGCAUUUCGAAUGCCGGCAGCAGCUACGCCAGCGGUGGCGGAAGUGGCAUGAUGAUGCAUCUCGACGAAACCCUCGGGCUGCUGGGCAAGAAGUCGAGCAGCGGCUCGCUGCUGCCGGACGGUGGAACCGGGGUGAAGCUAACAGCGCACGGAUCGUUCGAUCGGAUGGGUGAUCUGAUGGAGAUCGACUACUCGCUGCCGAGCCGAGCGACACCGAAUGGGGCCACGGGCAGCAGUAGCACCCCGCUGAAGAAGGUGUCCCAGUCCGAGCCCGGAAUGGAGGAUUACCUCGACAUGUCGGGUGGGAGCAACAACAACAACAACAACGGUGAAGCGGAGGAGGACGCCCGUCGGGCGGCCAUCGUCGCGUCACAUGCCGUCGCCGGGUACGUGGAGAUGCGCCCGGGACGGCUCAACUCGCAGUCAUCGACGUCGGCGGCCCCGGUGGAGGAAGGCGACUAUCUCAACAUGACCCCCGGAGGUGGCCACGAUGUACCCGACUGCCCGACGGCCACGAUACUGUCGCCCAAAACGACCAGCUCGCCGAUACAGAUCUUGAACUCGCCGAAAAAGUUCGCCACACCGGCCCCCGGCCCCAGCCAACAGGCCGCGACCGCCGGGAGUAGUGGCGGCGCAAGGAACAACAACUACCUCGAAAUGUACCCUCGGCUGACGGGGACGCCUCAGCCAGCGGCCACCACCCGAAGCACCCGUCAAGUCGCUACGAAAGUACCUUCGGAAGACUACCUGAACAUGAGCCCGCUGAUGAUGAGUGGGACGGACAGUGGCAGCGAGGAGAAGAUGAUGCACCCGGACACGGAGGACGACGUCGCGGACCCCCUGGUGGAAUCGUCGAGCGCCCCCGACGGCUACAUGGAGAUGUCGUGGCCCCGCAACCUCAACGCGGUUUCAGGCGCCGCGGGAGACGUUUCCAUGAAACCGCCGGCCGGCGAUGACGACUACAUGAACAUGUCGUGUGGCGGUGGCGGUGGCGGCGGAUCGGAGGAUCGGCUUUCGUCGGCCCCGAUCACUAUUCACCCGACGCCCGGCAAGUGUCGGCUCGAUCUGAGCGAGGAGUCCAAGGACGACGGUGCGGACGGUGGUGUGUCAAACAUCCCUACCUACCUGCCCCUGAUGGGUCAGAAUCCGGAUUCGGCACGCAAAAACACGGUCUGCCUGCAGCAGCACCAACACCAACAGCACCAGCAGCAACAGAGUGGGACGAUCCAGACGACGACCGGCCAGCAGAGCGGCUGGGUGGGCUUUAGUCCGUCGAAAGCGAACUCCGCACUCGCGCGUGCCCGGUGCGAUUCCCGUGACAGCGGUAUCGUAACACCGUCCGGCAGCCAGGCCACCAUUUUCCCGUUCAGCCCCGGCAGUCCGACGAAACCGUUCCCGGGUGCCGGCGCCGGGGACACGAAAAAGGAACCGCUCGAAGACCUGAGUCAAAACUAUGCCGAGUUGAGCCUGGGGCGUCAGCAGCAGCAACAGCAACAGCAACAGCAACACCAACAGCACUCAGCCGUUAGAGUCGAACCGGACUACGUCAACUACUGUCCCGCGGUGCCCCGGUCCAGUAAUCCCACCACACCGACGGAUCUGGCACCGUCGCUGCGGAGUCGCCUCUCGGAGGACGAUGGCGCAGGCGACUACGCGCUCAUGAACCCCGCGAGCAGCCGGAAGCUGUCGACCACCUCGAUGGGAGCCGCCGGGUCCGGCGGAGCGACUGGCGCCGGUUGUUCCACGAGCUCUAGCAGCGGCGGCACUAGCGCCACGAUGGACGCCAACGCACCACCGGUGCUGGUGGCGAAAAAGUCUACCCUGCUCUCGAGCCACCCGGCGGCGGCGAUGGGCUUCAAGCCGAUUGCCUCGUCGCAGGACACGGAACUUCUCCGAUCGACUACGACGGUGGUCACCGCCGGGGCGCACUCCGCGAGACCGAGCUACGCGCGCCAGCUGUCCGAGUGGCGCGUGAUAAGCGCGGAACCGACCACCGCUGCUGGAGUGGAGCCGGUGCUCGUGGGUGAUCGUAGCCCGCGGCCAAACAGUGUCAACAGUGAGCUGAUCGGGGCUAGGGAUCGCACCGCAGCUCCCGGGACCACCGCGCCGGGAAUGUCCAGCUCCGGUGGUGGAGCGAUGCGGCCCAGUUCGGCCAACAGUGAGCGACUUCCGAGCAUAUCAGCAGCAACGACCGCCACCUCGUCGUCCGCGUCGUCCACGUCGACGCUUUGCGAGAGCAAAAACCAAAGCCCAUCGGCGUCGUGCACGGCACUCGCGGGUCUGGGGCUGGCCCCCGGCACCGGCAGCAGUAGUGGUGGUGGGCCCCGGCCCGACUCCGUGAGCUCCAUCACCGAUCCGCACAUCAUCUCGCGGCCGCCCUCGGUGAGCUCCGAGCGGGAGCUUCACUACGCCAGUCUCGAUCUGCCGCCCUGCACCAAGCUGCCAUCGAGUGCGGGGGGCACCUCCGCCACGGCGCCGAUACCGACAACGCCUGGCGGCGCUGGGGCGGUGCAAAAGAUGGACGUCGACGAACCGCCGGUCGGUUUGAUGUCGAACGACAGUCACAGCUCGAUCGACUCGAUGAACUCCAGUCCUAGUCCGAGCGCUGGGUGUAGUGCCGGGCUGUCCUCUUCCUCCCAGCAGCAACAGCAGCAGCAGCAACUGGUGCGUUGUUCCGCCUUCACCUACGCCCAGAUCGAUUUCGUGCGGUCCGUGGCGCAGGCGCAAAAGCAGCACCAACAACAGCACGGCAGUGGCCCCAGUAGUGCCACCGCCACCGGCAGCACCCCUCAGUCGUCGCAAGCGUAAACAGCGCUCCCGUGAUGAGCUGUGCGCCUCCAUCACAUGUGUGUGCACGUGGCGUUUCGUGUUUUGUACUUUCUUUUUUCCAUUGUCACGUUCUCCUAGCUUAUAUUUAGCCACUAAGUAACACCAAUUUUCCUAUCAUGAUGAUGCAUAGAGGGAGAAGAGAGCACAGAACAGAAGAGGGUGAAGAAGAAACAAACCCUGUAAAGCAUAUGUAAAAAGUAAACAAAAUUGCAGAAAACAGCAAACAGUAGCUUAGAAGAUAGCAAAAAGAGUCGCAAACAAACAAGGGACAACACAAGCGAAGCAGGAAGACAGACCAUAGGAAAAUGUACCGUUAACUGCCAACAACAAGAUGGAUAUAAACCGAAAAACGAAGGAAAGAAGAUGCAUAUAUAUAUACACAAACACAGAAACAAAUAUACAACAAUUGAUGAGCAAGAGGAAGAAAAGAUAAUUAAAAAAAUAAUAUAACGAGAGAAUAAGGAUGAAAAAAGAGAGAGAGAGAGAGAGAGAGAGAGAGAGAAAGAGAAAGAGAAAGAGAAAGAGAAAGAGAAGUGUAGGAGUUAAAGUAAACCAUUAGACAAAGUAAGGAAGUAAAUAUUAAAAAAGGUUUUUCAUACUGGUAAACGAAAAAUACGCCAUGUACAGGACAGAAGACUCUCUUUCUCUCUCUCUCUCUCUCUCUCUCUCUCUCUCUCUCUCUCUCUCUCUUUCUCGCACUGUAAUUUCCAUAGUUUGGUGGCAUCAAACUCGCUCCUCUGCGACGUAAGUUUUUGGUAGAAAAGGAAAAAAACCGAUAAAAACACACGUAAACAUCUUCUUGGUCGAAAAUAAGCGAUGGUAGACGAUAAUGGAAACACCUCAGAAACAGACUUAUUAAUAUUAAAGCGAAAGGAGCAGAUCAAUGUGUAUGUGGUUCCACUGUGAGCUAUGACGACGAGGACACUUCCAGGGCCAUUUGGGAAUUAUGAGCGACGCACGCGCGUCGUAUCGUACCUGUUGUGAGCAGCGAUAAUAGGAAUGCAAGAUGGAACAUUUCGAAACCCUUAGAACCGUAAGAGAAAAGAUUAUACAACAACAAACAAAAAAUGAAUAGAAUACGUAGAGUUUGGUGGGUGUUUGUGUGGGUGUGUAGACUUAAUGUAAAGCAUAGCGAACCAGCCAGCCAGCCAGCCAGCUAGGAGAGAGGAGAGGCGGAAGGAACGCCAAAGUGAGAUUGGUUUAGUGUUUCUUCGUUUUCGUUUAGUCGAAUACCGCUACCACACAACCGUAACUACUUCUGCUGCAACUGCAACUACCAGAGCCGAGUGCCACCCUCUUGUUACCAUUGGAGGCCUCUUCUUUUUGUUAUGACGUAGAAACAGAAAAUGAACGAGCGUGCGGGUUUUGUGAGGGGCUGCGUCGGUAGGUGAAGUAGCAAAGUGGUGAUGUAGAAGAAGUACGUUAGUGUCCUCGAGGGGAUGUUUCCAUUGAAAAUUGGCAGUACAGACGAGAGGGGAGGUGGUUGCGAGCAGCGGAAGGGAUUUGAAAGUCCAUGUAAAACGCAAACAAGAAGCAGAAAUAGUUAAGCGCUACACAGCAAACACCUAGAGACACCGUAACGGGCAAACGUAAUAAGCAUAAGUAACCAAAACAGAAAGCAAAAAAAGAAUCAAAUAAAUGUAGAACAGCCAAGGGAUGGAAUUAUUUAGAUAAAACUGAAAACGACGUGUGUACCACACGCCGAAGAUCGGAGAGGCGAUCGAGAACUGCGUAUUCCACAAACAACAAAACUCGCUCCCGCAAAACCCCUAGCUCUGCUGCGGGGUCCGUCAACGAACAGGCAACGGGGAAAACUAUGAAACAGCUAGAGACACACUGUAGCGAGAGUGCUUGAAUGAAAAUUCGGUCAAAUUCUGAGAGAAAAGGAGGGCGAUAAACUCCCAAAUAAAAACUAAUUGCAAAAAGCGGUGAAAACCUGCGCAGACCUGAGCGAGAAACGAGAAGGAGUAGAAGCAGUGCUAAGAUAGUGAAAGAAGGUGAAAGAAGUUGUAAAAUGCCAAAAUAAGCUUUACAUGAACGUUACUUUCCUAUGAUUAGUUUUUAUCGUAUAAAAAAACAAUGAAAAGGUAAACAAACAACAACAAAAAAACAAACAACUAAGUUACAAACCUAUUGCUGGUUUUCCGUU
This is a messenger RNA of Anopheles bellator, 9895 nucleotides long. It is a transcript of the gene chico, whose product is annotated as mucin-19. Lineage: Eukaryota; Metazoa; Arthropoda; Insecta; Diptera; Culicidae. The coding region runs from base 1 to 7725 and encodes 2574 amino acids. Gene Ontology annotation, biological process: insulin receptor signaling pathway. Gene Ontology annotation, cellular component: cytosol; plasma membrane. Gene Ontology annotation, molecular function: phosphatidylinositol 3-kinase binding; insulin receptor binding. The transcript is spliced from 12 exons. The record is from RefSeq and is a predicted model, not a curated record.